Molecule: messenger RNA, 2464 nt
Organism: Podospora pseudocomata
Lineage: Eukaryota; Fungi; Ascomycota; Sordariomycetes; Sordariales; Podosporaceae
Product: putative secondary metabolism biosynthetic enzyme
Exons: 4
Coding region: 258-1028 (256 amino acids)
Molecular function (GO): oxidoreductase activity, acting on the CH-OH group of donors, NAD or NADP as acceptor
Source: RefSeq, a predicted model, not a curated record
UUGGUCAUUCUCAACCACCCCCUCACUGACAAAUCCUGCGAUCAUGGAAACAGCCUGCAUUCCCGUCUCUGGCCCUAACCGCAUGCGUACCGUGAUUUGGCUUGGCCGCUAUACAUUAUCGGGUAUCCCAUAUUUCCUCCACUGCAUAUUCUGAGUGAGGUCCAUCUAUAGCCCACACAACCACCAGAAAUCUCACAUCCACUAACGCACGCACGAAAUCGACACCAUUUCAAGCUUGCAUACACAAACUCACAACCAUGGCUUCCUUCUUCAUCACCGGCGCCUCUAGAGGAUUCGGCUUGGCUCUGGUCAAGGAGCUUUUAGCUCUGCCCACUUCCAAAGUCAGCAAAAUUAUCGCUUCUUCCCGCAGCGACUCUUCAGCCCUCAGUGAAGUUGUCAACAGCUCUUCUGGCCGUGCCGAAUGGGUCAAGCUUGACGUGACAGACCAAGAGUCCAUCAAGAAGGCCGCUGCCGAGACAGAGGCCAAGCUCGGCGGCAAGGGUCUCGAUGUCCUGAUCAACAAUGCUGGUAUCUGUGAAUAUGCGUUCCAAGGGACAAAGUCCAUGGACAACCUCUCUUCCAGCUUCCUGGUCAACGUCCAAGGCGUUCACUGGGUAACCCAAGCCUUCUUCCCACUUCUCGAAAAGGGCCAGCUGAAGAAGGUGGCCAACAUUUCCACUACCCUUGGCUCCAUCAGUCUGGCAGAGCAUUUCGUUCAGUUUCCUGGUCCCGCGUACAAGAUCACAAAGGCUGCUCUCAACGCUCUGACCGUGCAGUGGGCUCUUGACCACGAGAAGGAUGGCUUCACUUUCAUUGCUCUUUGCCCUGGCUGGAUGAAGACAGAGCUCGGAGGUGGUGACAUGGCCGACUUGACCGCUGAGCAGGGCGCCAAGGCCUCUCUCGACAUCAUCUUCAACAAGAGCCAAAAGGAAGUCAACGGGAAGCUACCCAAGGUAUUCGUCGAGGGCUGGGACAAGCCCGCUCCGGGGAGGGCAAACGUGUACGAUGGCACCAACGCGCCUUGGUGAAUGGCCAGUAAUGGUGAUGGCGAGGUGCAUGUGAAUACAUGCUGGCAGGCCGAACGUGGAAUAGAAACAGUUCAUCCCAUGUGCAUUUCUUCGGCUUCAAUGCCGUGUAACACCAAAUGCUGUAUCACCACCAAGGUUAAGUCAUCUCGCGUCAAGAUGCCAAUCACGAGCGCACGAUCUCCGCAUGGCUACAAUGGCAUGAUCUGGCACACAGGAAGCAGGGUCACAGCCAAGGCUGGGUAGCGCAUGCGCUCGGGUAGUCUUUCGCCAUGUGAAAAUCGAAUGAGGCUCUCACCAUGACAUUCCAGAAGACGACAGCUGGACCCUUCACCAUCCACCAAGUGCAAGCCAAGUCCAAGUCGUCAAAAUAAGGUCGGCGGCGUGGAACUAGGGUGGAUCUGUCAACGACAAGCGAUUUAGCACAGCAUUAGCGGUUAUCACGACGGGGGUUGCGCUGGACCCAUGCUGAUCUGGGGUCCUGACACCUUGAGAGAGAAAUUCCUUGUGACUGUUUGUUUGGUCAUCACGUCGUCUUUCUGACACCCAACUUCGCAAAGAAAGGCCAAUCGGUUCACCAUCGCCUUAAACCCCGCUGCUUCCACCACGGAACGAGGGCGGAAUGACAGCGGAACUUUGACCGCAUUGACUGCCAAACCCCCAAGCGCAAGUCAGGAAGGUCCUCCCGGGAGCGUUGUAGCCUACAUGUGUAUCGAUGUUGAUGGCGUGUAUUCUUCAAAGAGGCAACUGCUUUUUGACCGAGGAACGACGAUUCCAUGCCGACUAUUGGCCAUGAUUGGUCCCCCCUCCUGUUCACACUUCAAAGUUUCCCCGAGAAACUUUAUGCUUAUCUUCUGCAUCGUGGUAUUUAUUGCUUGAAUCAUGAAAAUCCCUCUGGGAACACGGGACGACUCGCUGUGCGGAUACGAUCGUGGAUGUAUUGCUUUGUUCGUCGUUGUGUGUGUGUGGGGUGUGUGUAUGGCUGCCUUGUUCCUUGCUGGCACUGUCUUCUUAUCGCCGAUGAGAUGGCCAACAGCUUUCGGGAUUAACCACUCCGGUCCGCUCUCCGGCUAAAAGUGAUAUUGUGUUCGUGCAGUUACGGUGGAGAUGAGUUGCAAAAGAAACAAGAAUAGGUAUGCGAGUGUGUGUGAAAAGUCUUGUUUGUUGUACCCAGGUAACUUUUUUAUCUUCCAAUUCAUGCCUCCUCCAAAAUUCCAAAAACCCCCGGUCCGUAUAGUUGUGACGGGUCAAAAGAAGGCCAGGUGCCUGAGAUAUCUCCUGAGCCGGAGGUAGCAUGUAUAUCCUCGUUCAUUCCGGACAUGUACUCGUCCACUGACCUCAUGUCUGACAUGGUCUCUGAAAGCCAUGGAUUAAUGUUGUUAGCUCCAGGUGCCGAGGUCGCCAGUGGUAGUGAUAUGCUGCUCAUAUGUGAUGUUGGU